AUGUCUUUAAUUGCUGAUUUAAUUGUUAAAAUCGCAUCCAUCUUGGGAUUAAUCCCAAACAAUUAUAAUGAUGAAAAGAUACGAGAAGGCCUCAUGAAAUGUAAUAAGGCAAUCAAAAAUAUCAGGGACUCUAUGAGAUAUGCUAAGACAAUGGGGGAGAAACAGCAUUUGGAAGCCCAGAUGCGGCAAGUGAAAACGCUACGAAAUCAGUUAAAGGUCGAACAAAAGAAGGGGGCGGGACUGACACCUACAAAGGAGACUGCAAAGCAUAGGGUACAAUGGGAUGACUCUUUAUCUGCGUUCAACUCACGAAUUCGGACUGGGGUCAUCUCAAACCUUAAACACAAGGACCCUGGCAGUUUUCUAGUGGAUUGCAAAGCCCUGUUCAAGCGGCGAAUUCAGAACGCACUAAAGAAAGAGGCGGCCGUUAAGGUGAAUAUAGCAUUUGGUGGAGAAUUCGAGAUUGCUCAAGGCGAUAAGAUGAUCAAUGAAACGAAGUACUUUACUACUUCAAACUCAGCCAUAUAUCGGGACACGAAUCUUGAUGAAUGGUUCGAGAAAAAAGUAGUGGAGCCCAUCAGCCGAGACUUGGAAGAAUUCCAAGAACGUGAUUCCGGAUGGGCUCUAAAGGCAGUUGUUAACCUGGGGGUGAAUAUAAACAAAUUUACACCGCAACUUGGCUCCUCCUACAUUGAACUUCCUCCUCAGAUUAAGAGAAAAAAAGCAUGCGUAAAUGUCAAAAAUGAUGAUGAGGCAUGCUUUGCAUGGGCAAUUGUAUCGGCGUUAUAUCCUGCUACCAAAGAUGCUCAAAGAGUUUUCAAAUAUCCACACUAUUCUGAUGUAUUGAAAUUAAAAGGUAUUCAGUUUCCAAUGACCAUCAAACAAAUUCCUAACUUUGAAAAACAAAACAAUAUAUCCAUUAACGCAUAUAAUUUGAAAAAGGAGAAGAAGAACUAUACGACCCUCCCAAUCUUGCUAACAAAGAACAGAAAGGAUAAACAUAUAAAUCUUCUUCUGAUUCAAGAUAAUUAUGACGAGCCGCCUACUCAGUACCAUUACGUUUGGAUUAAAAAUUUAUCCCGCCUCCUUUCCAAGCAGCUUAGCACCGAAGAUGGAACAAAAUAUUUCUGUGAUGCCUGCCUGCAUUACUUUCGAUCACAGGAACAGUUAAAUGCUCAUAAGACAUGCUGCAAAGGUCGAUCAGAUGUUAUCUGUGAUAGGUGCUUACAACCGUUUUCAUCAUCAAAACAGCUUGAAGCGCACACCACCGAUUGCGUAAGAAUUAAUGAAACAGCCAUCAAACUGCCAGACGAGAGUAGAAAAAUGCUAAGAUUUAAGAAUUAUAGGAAUAAGAUUAAAGCCCCCUUCGCCGUAUAUGCAGAUCUCGAAAGUGCAUUGAAACGUACGGGAGAUCCUAAGAAGUAUCAGGAACAUAUUCCUGUAGCAGUUGGGUAUUUCUUCAAAUGCUCAUAUGAUGAUACUCUCUCUUUUUAUAACUCUUAUCGAGGAAAGGACUGCAUGAAAUGGUUUGCAGAUGAACUUAAUCAGCUUGCUGAGAAUGUAUCUACAGUGUUUAUGUGCCCCUAUGAUAUAAAUAUGACAUCUCAGCAGGAAAGAGAUUUUCAUGCUGCCACUCAUUGUCAUAUCUGCGAGCAGCGCUUCUCCCCCAGUGAUAAGAAAGUCCGAGACCACGAUCACAUGAUUCCUGAACAUAACUACAGAGGGGCGGCCCACGAAGGGUGUAACAUUAAUUACAAAGAUGCUCACACUAUCCCAGUGAUAUUUCAUAACCUUAGCGGGUAUGACGCGCACUUCAUUGUUAACGAUAUUGCUACGCAUAUCAAAGGUCCAGUAGAUCUUCUUCCUAUUACUAAGGAGAAAUAUAUCUCUUUUACGAAACAUAUCGAUCAUGCUCGAAUUAAAUUCCGUUUUAUCGAUAGUUUUCGAUUUAUGGCUUCUUCUCUCGAUAAGCUCUCUUCGUAUUUGACAGAAUAUCCUAAUCUCAACUCUCAAUUUUUAUCACUAUCUGAGGAGAAUUUCAAUCUUCUAACUAAGAAAGGUAUUAUGCCAUAUGAUUAUAUCGAUUCAUUCCAAAAAUUCAAUGAAACAUGUCUACCGCCCCAGGAAGCAUUUUACAAUAAACUUGAGGAUAAACCAUGUCCUCGUCGGCAUUAUCGUAGAGCUCAAGAUGUCUGGUCUUCAUUCUCCUGCUCCAAUCUCGGGGAUUAUAUCGAUUUAUACAUGAAAACGGAUAUUCUCCUUCUUGCGGACGUCUUUGAGCAAUUUCGAUCCAGUUGUCUUAAAACAUAUAAUCUUGACCCAGCUCAUUACUUUACUCUUCCCGGCUUCACAUGGGAUGCAAUGCUUAAGCAUACAAAACAGGAACUGGAGCUUUUAACAGAUCCAGAUAUGUUUUUGUUUGUGGAGCGUGGUAUUCGUGGUGGUUUGAGUCAAGUAUGCUCGAAACGUCGCGUCCACGCUAAUAACAAGUAUAUGGAAUCUUACGAUCCAUCAAAGCCCGACUCCUAUCUCAUGUAUUUCGACGUUAAUAAUCAAUAUGGCUGGGCAAUGUCGCAAUUCCUUCCGUAUGGAGGGUUCGAGUGGGUUGAUGCUAACAUCGAUGUUCUGUCCACACCUGACGAUGCUUCUGAAGGGUACUUCCUCGAGGUCGAUCUGGAGUACCCCCAACAUAUUCACGAUCGUCAUAAGGAUCUUCCGUUUUGCCCCCAAUCAUUGAACCCUAAAACUAUGCUUCCUCCUAAACGACCGCGAGAGCAAACCAAAUUAAUGGCUACCCUUCAUGAUAAAGAAAGAUACGUAAUUCAUUACAGAACUUUGAAGCAAGCGCUAGCACACGGAUUGGUGCUCAAAAAGAUUCACCGAGUCCUAAAAUUUAAGCAGAGUCCUUGGUUAAAAUCAUACAUUGACUUGAAUACAAAUCUCCGAAAGGCAGCGAAAAAUGAAUUUGAGAAAAAUCUCUUCAAGCUGAUGAACAACGCUGUGUUCGGCAAGACCAUGGAGAAUGUGCGCAAGCGCGUUGACAUUAAAUUGCUUACUGAAUGGGAGGGUCGUUACGGAGCAGAAGCUAGAAUAAGUAGUCCCCUAUUUAAGAAUGCUACUAUUUUUAAUGAAAACUUGGUAGCUGUCGAGAUGCAUAGAGCGGAAAUAUGGUUGGAUAAACCAAUAUACGUGGGCAUGAGUAUAUUGGAUUUGGCUAAAACCACGAUCUAUGAUUUUCACUAUGGGUAUUUAGAUAGAAGGUUUGGUGAGAACUUUACGACCUGCUAUACAGAUACCGAUUGUGAGAUCGUAGAGAUACGGGAAAAAGAUCCCUAUGAAGCUGUGAAAACAGACUGCCACAAGUAUUUCGAUACAUCUGACUAUCCUAAAGACAAUAUGUAUGGCAUCCCCCAGGUUAAUAAAAAAGUACUUGGACUGAUGAAGGAUGAGAAUAAUGGAUGCAUUAUGACAGACUACAUAGGGCUCAGAUCUAAAUUAUAUACAACAAAAGUAGCUAUCACAGAUAAUGAUAUAAUGAAACUGAGGGGAAAGUUAAUAGAUCAGGAGUAUGAGGACGAUGAGAUUGAAAUACUUAUUAAAAAUUAUGGUGUGACAAAGAAGGCGAAGGGGGUUAAAAAAUCUGUUGUAAAGACUAAAAUUACCUUCGAAGACUAUGUCGAGUGUUUGGAUACCUUUACAACUAAGACAGCCUCGCAGAAUCUUAUACGCUCUGAUAAACACCACGUAUAUACAAUUACACAAAGCAAGAUUGCUCUUAGUCCCACUGACGAUAAACGAUAUCACCUUCCGGAGUCUUAUGAUACGCUACCGUGGGGACACUAUCUAGUUGAUAAUCUUAAGAUGGAUGUUGAUUAG
Molecule: messenger RNA, 3876 nt
Organism: Diabrotica virgifera virgifera (western corn rootworm)
Lineage: Eukaryota; Metazoa; Arthropoda; Insecta; Coleoptera; Chrysomelidae
Exons: 1
Coding region: 1-3876 (1291 amino acids)
Source: RefSeq, a predicted model, not a curated record